Coniophora puteana RWD-64-598 SS2 is the source of this 2084-nucleotide messenger RNA. RefSeq names its product BRF1-domain-containing protein. Gene Ontology annotation, molecular function: RNA polymerase III general transcription initiation factor activity; RNA polymerase III type 3 promoter sequence-specific DNA binding; TBP-class protein binding. Gene Ontology annotation, cellular component: nucleus; transcription factor TFIIIB complex; transcription preinitiation complex. The transcript has 7 exons. Gene Ontology annotation, biological process: DNA-templated transcription initiation; transcription by RNA polymerase III; transcription preinitiation complex assembly. NCBI's taxonomy places the organism in Eukaryota, Fungi, Basidiomycota, Agaricomycetes, Boletales, Coniophoraceae. The coding region runs from base 164 to 2083 and encodes 639 amino acids. The record is from RefSeq and is a predicted model, not a curated record.
CAAAAACCAAGUCGCGUUCCAGGAUCCAAAGCAUCACUCAAAGCACAUACCUGUACAUAUGAAUUAACACUUAGGCAGAGACUCCCUCGCAAUAACUUAUAGCAUCCAGCACUUUUGUGUCCUUCUCAAGAUCGAUCAUUAAACGCUCGUAGCUUGUCACAUCAUGCCGACCUGCACCGACUGUGGUGGAACUGUAAUCGAAUACAACGAUGCGGCUGGAAAUGGCUUCUGUGUAAAAUGUGGUACCGUUGUGGAAGAAAAUACCAUCGUGAAUGAAGUUACCUUCGGGGAGACUUCUGCUGGAGCGGCUAUGGUGCAGGGAUCCUAUGUUGGGCAGGGAUCAACUCAUGCGCGUAUGAGCGGCCCCUUCGGUAACCGCGGGAGUAGCGAAUCCCGAGAGCAGACUAUAGCAAAUGCAAGUCGGAAGAUUCAAAGCUUUGCCUCUGCUUUACGCCUUUCUGAUAUUGUUGCUCUAGCAGCUACGAGGCUGUAUACCCUCGCAGUGGAGCACAAAUUCACGAAGGGACGAAAGAGCAUAAAUGUAGCUGCGGUCUGUCUGUAUGUUGCAUGCAGGCAGAAGGAGACGCGUAAUUACAUGCUCAUUGAUUUCUCAGAUCUCUUACAGGUGAAUGUCUUCGAGCUCGGCCACAUAUACCUCCAGUUGGUCCAGACUUUGAACCUACGACUUCCUGUCGUAGACCCAUCCCAUUAUAUCUCCCGGUUCUCCGCUCUUCUUGAGUUCGGCGAUGAGACUCACAAGGUUGCAACCGAUGCUGUGCGCCUCGUACAACGCUUUGACCGCGACUGGAUGACGAGAGGUCGUCGCCCAGCGGGUAUAUGCGGGGCUGCGCUUCUGCUGGCGGCUAGGAUGAACAACUUCAGGCGCUCCAUCGAAGAGAUUGUUCAAGUGGUGAAGAUAGCUGAUACCACACUGAAGAAACGGUUAGAGGAGUUCCGGAAAACGCCGAGUGGCUCACUCACCCUGGCAGACUUUCGUACCGUAUGGCUUGACGAGGAGAUGGACCCUCCCGCAUUUACGGAAGGGAAGGAUAAGGAAGAACGAGAAAGGGAUAUAGCUUCUGGCAACGUUUCAAUACAGCCUAUCGAAAAGAAGAAGAAGAAGAAACGAAAAAAACGAGUGGAUAGCGACGAAUCCGAAGCCGAGAACAUGAAUCCACCUCUGCCUGAGACAAAUAUGCCCAUGAUUGAUCCCGCUCUUUUCAAUCAGGGCAUUCUUGCUGGCACAAUAGCUCCUCCACCUCUAUUCUACCCAGACGAGGAAGAUGCUGAACUUAGCAACAUUGACCCUGCGUUGCGCCAACCUGGCGCUGCACCACCCACGACAACAGAGCCACGAUCACAGCUUGAGGAGAAUGUUAACCAAGCCCUGGCGGAAGAAGUCUCGAAUUUCUUGCAGAACUCACAAGGUUCCUCGCUCUCUGCGGCAUUGCAAGAAGCCGAGGAGCGCCGUCUUGCUCAGUUUACCGAGGUUGACGAGCUUAUGAACCUGGAUGAAGAUGAACUGGACGGAUUCAUCUUGAGCGAAGACGAAGUCAGGCUCAAGGAGCGAAUCUGGGUGGAGAUGAACCGUGAAUAUUUGGAAGCACUGGCAGCCAAAGCGGAGCAACUUGAGAAGGGUACGACCACUGUCAAGACGCGGAAGAGACGAAAAACAAACACCAAGCCCCGAGACGCAUCGACGCCUUCGGGCAGCACUGCUGCUGAGUCGGUUCAGAAUCUAAUCAAGAAAAACUCGAGGUACAGCAAGCGGAUAAACUACGAUGCGCUCAAAAACCUCUUCGUCGACCAAGGGUCAGGGUCCGGAUUCGAUAACAAGGACGACGAUUUGUACAGUAUGGACGAAAAAGACGACAACGAGGGUAUGAUCGUCAUCGAAGAGGGCGGUGGAGUUAUUGGGACUAAGAGCCAGCAGACAUCACGUCAUGGCAAGGUUAACGUCCGUGAUGACACUGAUGAUCAGGAUGCACAUGCGAAUGAUGAAGAUGGAGACGCUAGUGACAAGGGCGAUGAAGAUGAAGUUAUAGAUAUAGGAUGGGAAGAUGCAUACGAGCAGGAGGUGUGAG